Messenger RNA from Castor canadensis (American beaver), 522 nucleotides. RefSeq names its product histone H2B type 1-C/E/F/G/I. Lineage: Eukaryota; Metazoa; Chordata; Mammalia; Rodentia; Castoridae. Gene Ontology annotation, cellular component: nucleosome. Gene Ontology annotation, molecular function: structural constituent of chromatin; protein heterodimerization activity; DNA binding. The record is from RefSeq and is a predicted model, not a curated record.
UUUUUUUUAGAGCUCUAAAAAUGCCUGAGCCAGCGAAGUCCGCUCCAGCGCCCAAGAAAGGCUCCAAGAAGGCGGUGACCAAGGCGCAGAAGAAGGACGGCAAGAAGCGCAAGCGCAGCCGCAAGGAGAGCUACUCCGUGUACGUGUACAAGGUGCUGAAGCAGGUCCACCCGGACACCGGCAUCUCGUCCAAGGCCAUGGGCAUCAUGAACUCGUUCGUCAACGACAUCUUCGAGCGCAUCGCGGGGGAGGCGUCUCGCCUGGCGCAUUACAACAAGCGCUCGACCAUCACGUCCCGGGAGAUCCAGACGGCCGUGCGCCUGCUGCUGCCCGGGGAGCUGGCCAAGCACGCCGUGUCCGAGGGGACCAAGGCCGUCACCAAGUACACCAGCUCUAAAUAAGCCUGCCAAGAGGAGCAAACAGACUUCUGACAUAUCUUUUCUACACUUGUCACUACUGGACACUGUUUCAUCUUACAAAAAAGACAAUGAAAAUGAGUGAUACUACAAGAAGAUAAACAGC